AUGGUCAUCUUUGCUGUCAAGAAAAAGAGACGACUGCAAACCACGUCCAACAUAGCCCUUGCAUGCCUAGCGACAACUGAUACGAUCGUCGGGAUCUUUGCCUACCCAAUUAUCAUAUCUUAUGAAAUAUUGAUUCUGCAAGGGGAAAUCUCUGGAGAAGUAUGUCAACUUCAGGAAGCAGCCAGAUAUUUAGCGAGCGUUGCCCUCUUCUCUUCGUUCGUUCACUUGGUUUUAAUGACCGCAGAACGCUACAUAGCCAUCAAACAUACCCUCACCCACCAUGGAACCAUCACCAAGACACGCGUGCUAAUUGCCUCUGUCGUAGCAUGGAUUGUCAGCGCUGUCUUACAGAUCCUUGGGAUAAUCGACCGUAAAAUUUCCAUUACUGUUAACAAUGUGUUCAUAGUUGCAUUUCUGGCGUACAUCAUUUUCUGCAACGUAAUGGUUUACCGUGAGACUCGUCGACAUGAAAGACAAAUUGCAGACCAACAAGUUUCAGUGGAGGCCAGGCAAAAUUUUUUAAAGGACAAAAAAGCCUUUAAAGUUACAAGGACUGUUGUUGUAAUAGUAAUUUUCGGUUAUUUGCCUUUCAUGACUUUUACAGUUUUCAGUAACACUAUAGAAGUAGCAAUCUCGACAAAAGUACGAUAUAUAAUUUUUAACUCAGCAAUAUUUUUAGCUCUCGUCAACUCUUUACUUAAUCCACUCGUUUAUUCAGUCAGGUUACGACAAUUUCGUGUUGCUCUCAUUGAAAUACUUCUGAACAAAAGCCAGGCUGAAGCCGAAAAGUUUGACGAUAGAAGAUUUGGGUCAGUUAUCGAACAAAUAGGAAAGAGAAAUAAAGAUGUCAACCGCGUGGUGAAUGCCGCUGACAUCGAACUAGGAACAAACCAGGCAGGGAGACAAGUGAGGACCAAUUGA
Molecule: messenger RNA, 921 nt
Organism: Pocillopora verrucosa
Lineage: Eukaryota; Metazoa; Cnidaria; Anthozoa; Scleractinia; Pocilloporidae
Source: RefSeq, a predicted model, not a curated record